Molecule: messenger RNA, 1090 nt
Organism: Tinamus guttatus (white-throated tinamou)
Lineage: Eukaryota; Metazoa; Chordata; Aves; Tinamiformes; Tinamidae
Source: RefSeq, a predicted model, not a curated record
AGCUGCCGGUGCUCAUCUUUGAUCAUUGCUUUCAGCCAUUGUUGUCUUUUUUUUUUUUUUUCUCAACCUCAAACAGGUACUACUCUUCGGAAGAUGGUACGAGAUGCUGUUACCGAGGUAGUGGAAGGAAUGAUCCAGCUCACAGAAACCAUUCUCAAUACUCCAUUGCAGAGCUUGUGUCAGGAACAACUUAUAUCAACUGGUCGUGUGUGGGAGGCGUGUGAGCAAGCAUCUAGUAUGCCUCGAGAUAACCAGGCAGCAGUUGCGUCAGCUCUAGCUGCAUAUCUUGGUGUGGUCAAGGAUGCUCUGGAAGAAAUGGAACACGCUCUAGUGGAAGAUCAAGACCCCUACAGUGAUAUCAUGGAAGAUGACGAGCUAGGCUUUCGAGGCAACAGAGAUACCUACUGGUCAGAAGCUGACCGGAAGCUUCUUGGCCCCUGCAUGGGAUUAAUGAAGGCUUCUAAAGCUUGCCUGAAGAAGGUCUUGGGUGUAGUGAAGGCUUAUGGAAAAGCUGACUCUUCAGAGCAGAUCGCUCAGCUGGAUGACCUUGCAGACAUUGCCAAUGAGAUUAGUCCGAGUGUUGAUGAGCUGGCACUGAGCAUGUAUCCACCUAUGAACCAGCUAGCUGUGCGACUCAAUGCUGCUAAAUUGGCGUCAGUAUUAAAGAAAGUCUUGGAGAUUACAAAGAUAAGCCAUGUAUGUCCACCAUCAGAGGAAGGCUGGGUGCAGUUUCUCACUGGUGCAGUCAAUCACAACAUGGACAAAAUCAAGAACUUCACACAGGGUGAACUUUAGCUCUCCUAUGUCAGCUUGUGUUGCUGCCCCUGACUCUGAUACAUGCUUUACUAGUGAAUCUCUCUGGCCGUUCUCUAGCUGUGGGAGAAUGAUGAGGGAAGUUCUUUUAGGGGAGAACUUUGCUGUCUCUUGGCAGACGUUUCAAAGGGGGAAGUUGCCUUUUGUUCUUGCAAAAGCUGUUAGUUUUGCUUUGACUCCUGGAAUGAUGCAGUGUUGCAUCCUAAUGCUGUGAAUGUGCCCCAUUUGAACACAUUACAGCUCCCAUGGGGUGCAAAGAGCAAUAAAAUAUUAGAUU